AUGUCCGCCCCAUCAAUACCCAACCUUCUCUCCCUCCGCGGCAACCGUGGAGGAUCCCGAGGCCGGGGCCGGGGCGGCUCACACCGGGGUAGCUCCUCCGGGCCAUCAGCCAGCCAUGACACCACAAUCCAGGGAACCGACGCCGACGCUGCUGUCUCCCGCCUCAGCGCCGUAGAACUAGACUACCUCAUCGACCCCUUCGCCAGCUACUUCGUAGCUCCCUCACCACCACCGUUCCACUCCGGUCCAGGCCCAGGACUACCCACACGCCGCAGACUCCCAAUAAUAAACAGAGGAACAUACACCCGCACGACAGCGAUAGACAUCCUCAUCCACCGCUUCCUCUCCAGCACUUUCUCCACCGGCAAACCCCGGCAGAUAGUCUCCCUCGGAGCAGGAACAGACACCCGCUGCUUUCGAUUAUUCACCUCGUCUCAAAAACACCAAAAUAUCCACUAUCAUGAAAUAGACUUCCCGGUUAUCAUCUCCAAGAAGAACACCCUCAUCCGGACAGUCCCAGCGCUGAACGGCAUCCUCUCCCCGCCAAUGCCACUCCCAAACCCGGCCACGAACCAGUCUUAUGUCUCGAAGCAGCAUGCGAACCUAGAAACAGGCAAUACCCUCACUCUCCACCCGCUUGAUCUCCGGUUUUUUCCAUCUUCUCCUUCCUCCCUUCCGGGACUAUCACAGGAGUGCCCGACACUGCUGCUGUCCGAAUGCUGCCUUUGCUACCUCCCACCUUCGACAGCAUCGGAUAUAAUCACCUCUUUUACGUCUUGUUUUCCUAGUUUGGGGCUGGUGAUUUACGAGCCGAUUUUGCCGGAGGAUGCGUUUGGACGGAUGAUGAUUUCUAAUCUUGCUGCGCGGGGGGUGACGAUGCCGACUUUGGCGGUGUACCAGACGCAGGAGGACCAGGAGAGGAGGUUGCUGGAGGCUGGGUUUAGGGAGGUGAGGAGUAAGACUGUGGAUCAGAUUUGGGAGGAGUGGGUGGGGGAAGGGGAGAGGGAGAGGGUGGAUGGGUUGGAGAGGUUGGAUGAGGUGGAGGAGUGGAAGUUGUUGGCGGGGCAUUAUGUGGUUGUUUGGGGGUGGAAUGAGGGGGAGGGGGUGAGGUUGGAGGUGGGGAGGGGGGAUGAUGAUGAGGGGGAUGAGACGGAGUAG
This is a messenger RNA of Podospora bellae-mahoneyi, 1158 nucleotides long. It is a transcript of the gene PPM1, whose product is annotated as carboxy methyl transferase for protein phosphatase 2A. The coding region runs from base 1 to 1158 and encodes 385 amino acids. NCBI's taxonomy places the organism in Eukaryota, Fungi, Ascomycota, Sordariomycetes, Sordariales, Podosporaceae. Gene Ontology annotation, molecular function: protein C-terminal leucine carboxyl O-methyltransferase activity. Gene Ontology annotation, biological process: C-terminal protein methylation. The record is from RefSeq and is a predicted model, not a curated record. The transcript has a single exon.